AGUUGUACAACAAGAGUCACAUGAUUCCAUGUGCGUUUCAUAAGGCAAGAGAGCCAGCUAAGGCUUGAACUGAAUUCGCUGCUCUCCUUUACAUCGUUUUGUAACAAUGCAUUGCUCGGGACAGUGACAUCCACGGCGUCUCCAACAUUGUCUUGUUCUAGAAUUUUCAAAGGAAUUGGUUUGGAACUGGCGCGAUGUUUUUCUCGUUGGGAUGGGUGACAGCUCUAGUGGCUGGCAUUUUCGCCCUACACGUUGUACAGCAACUGUGUUUCCCUUACUUUUGGAAAGAUGUUUUUUAUUUAGUGAAAGUCAUCCGAUACGGCGCACGUCUGGAGAUAUUCAAAAUGACUUCAAAAGUUGUCACUAUCAUUGACAGAUUCGUCCAACAGGCAGAGCGAAUUCCCACAAAACCUUUCCUUAUAUAUGAGGGAAUAACGUACACCUAUCAAGACAUUAACGAGCGGAGCAACAAAUUGGCGAAUGUCUUCCUCGAGCAGGGCACGUUGAAGAAAGGCGACUCCGUUGCGCUUCUGAUGAACAAUGAGCCCGACUUCAUCUGUGUUUGGUUCGGAUUGAUCAAACUCGGAUGUUCAGUGGCUUUUCUAAACACAAACAUUAAGUCCAGAUCGUUGCUACAUUGUUUCAACUGCUGUGGGGCCAAGACUCUUGUUGUUGGUGCAGACCUGUUGGACUCCUUGGAGGACAUCUUGCCCAGCUUCCUGGAGGACAGCAUCUCGGUGUGGGCCAUGAAGAACAAGAGCAGCCACCCGGAGGUCCAGACACUACUAGAUAAGAUGGACCAGGCGUCGGACAAGCCCACCCCACCUGCCCUGAGGGCUGCCACCUCCCUCAAGGCCCCCACCCUCUACAUCUUCACCUCAGGAACCACUGGUCUGCCUAAGGCUGCGGUCAUCACACAUCUCCAGUCCCUGAAGGCUGCAGCAGGGUUCUGGGCCUACGGUGGGUCGGAAGAUGACGUGGUCUACAUCCCCCUGCCUCUCUACCACAGUGCAGCCUCUCUCAUCGGCGUCGGGGGAACCAUCGAGAUGGGCGCUACCUGUGUCUUGAAGAAGAAGUUCUCAGCCUCACAGUUCUGGAAUGACUGUAGAAAAUACGACGUGACCAUCUUCCAGUAUAUCGGCGAGCUCUGUCGAUAUCUGUGCAACCAGCCUAAGGCUGAGGGGGAGAAGAAGCACAAGGUGCACAUGGGCGUGGGAAACGGGCUCCGGCAGGACGUGUGGCGGGAGUUCCACCGGCGCUUCGGCGAGAUCCGCAUGUGCGAGCUCUACGGCUCCACAGAGGGAAACCUGUGUUUCAUGAACCACAUCGGCAAGAUCGGAGCUGUGGGCCGCUCCAACUUUUUCUACAAGCUCCUCUUCAAGUAUGACCUGGUAAGGUAUGACAUGGUACGAGAUGAGCCGGUCAGGAACAGCCAGGGCUUCUGUCAACACGUUAACAAGGGUGAGACGGGUCUUCUCUUGUCCAAGAUUAGUGCCUCGAGUCCCUUCUUUGGCUACGCCGGGAGCAAACAGCUGACCGAGAAGAAGUUGAUGAGGAACGUGUUCGUGAAGGGAGACGCGUACUUCAACACUGGAGACCUCAUGGCUGAAGAUGCUGAAGACUUUAUCUGUUUCAAGGACAGAGUGGGGGACACUUUCAGAUGGAAGGGUGAAAAUGUGGCAACAACAGAAGUGACGGAGGUGCUUGGAAUGGUGGACUUUAUCCAAGAGGCCAAUGUCUAUGGGGUGGAAAUUCCAGGAAAUGAGGGAAGAGCCGGAAUGGCCGCCAUCAUCGUGAGGCCUGAAUGUGAGUUUAGCGGGAAGAAGCUAUUUGACCACGUCCUCAAUGAUCUACCAGGCUAUGCUCGUCCUCUCUUCAUAAGGCUUCAGGAAUCAAUGGAAAUGACGGGAACCUUCAAGCAGCAGAAAUUCAAUCUAGUGGAGAGCGGAUUCAACCCUUCAACAAUCUGCAACCCGCUCUAUUUCCUGGAUUGCUCAGAGAAAAGCUACGUUCCCCUCACGAACAAGCUGUACGGCAGCAUUUUGGCUGGCGAGUGGAAGCUAUAGUGGUUAACCGUAGCUAAAACCACCAAUAGAUUUGGUUCACUGAGACGGUGGCAGCAUAGUUGUGCUGUUUCGAAGAGUGGACCGAGAGACCGUCAAUUGGGUCCAUUCCUAAUUGUAUAUAAUGUAUGAAAU
This is a messenger RNA of Salvelinus sp. IW2-2015, 2198 nucleotides long. It is a transcript of the gene slc27a6, whose product is annotated as solute carrier family 27 member 6. NCBI's taxonomy places the organism in Eukaryota, Metazoa, Chordata, Actinopteri, Salmoniformes, Salmonidae. The record is from RefSeq and is a predicted model, not a curated record. Gene Ontology annotation, molecular function: long-chain fatty acid-CoA ligase activity; long-chain fatty acid transmembrane transporter activity.